This is a messenger RNA of Rhodotorula toruloides NP11, 2298 nucleotides long. RefSeq lists its product as uncharacterized. The transcript has 7 exons. Lineage: Eukaryota; Fungi; Basidiomycota; Microbotryomycetes; Sporidiobolales; Sporidiobolaceae. The record is from RefSeq and is a predicted model, not a curated record. Bases 1 to 2298 code for a protein of 765 amino acids.
AUGGCUUCAGCGCGGACGAUGCAGACUCACCUCGCAUCGGGCACCGGAGGAGGGGCGGGACAAGGCAGCGGUGGUCAAGCAGGGCAGAUCGAAGCGAAGCGGGCGCGCAACAAGCUGCGCAAGGAGGAACGGACGGGCAGCGUCCUUCCGCCGCCCAGCCAGUGGAGCAGGGGACCGAUCGUCUAUGGACAUGCGACGGCUUUGGGCGGAGUAGGGCAGACGGGGUACCAAGCAGCGCUGCCCUCGUCCAGCUAUGCGACGAGUCAGACGGGCGCAGGGUACGCGGCGGGAACGAGCUACGGGACGAUGGGGACGGCGUACGGCACGACGAGCGGGAUCAGCGCAGGGAAGGGCGCGUACGGUGUCGGCCAGACGACAAGCGGGCGGCUACAGGCCAAGAUCGAGGAGGCAAAGGAGAAGAGCAAGGAGCGGAGGGAGCGACAUCGGGCGAAACGGCGGCCGGACGAGAUUCAGCAGCGGAACUUGGUGGUCGACAACGAGGGCGUCGCGCACGACUCGGAGUACGUCCAGUUUCGGACAGCGACGCCCGUGCACCUCCAGCGACGGCAACUUGCGGCGCUCAACAACCCAAACGACGACGACUCUGCCUCGUCCUCGUCUUCCUCCGAAUCCGACCGUGACUCUGCCUUCCACUCUUCGCCCUACACCUACCAAUCGACACAUCGGACAACGACGACCUCGUCCCAUCCGCACCGCCACCAUUCGUCGUCCCUCUACCCUCCGACGAUCUCUGCCAUCCCGCCUUACCUCGCCGAUCACAGCCGAACAUCCAUCGACGCCGGCCCGUCCUCCCUCUCUGUCCCACACGCGCCCGACUCCAGCCGAAGACCAAGCGGCUCAGCCUCGCUCUACAACGGAGCCUCUGCUUCGAGCGCGGCAUACGACCGCAUCGGCCCGGGCUACGGCUCGCGCGUCACGUCAUCAAAGCUGAGAUCAGUCUCCACGCCCGUCCGCCAGCACCCGACGACCGCCUCGUACCAGCCUCCCGCACCUGCUUUCAACCCGAACGACCCGCUGCGACUACCCACUCUCGGCACCUCCAUCGUCUCAGGCGGCGACGCCUCUUUCAACCAAGAGUCCACCGCACGCCUCUCGCUUGGUCCCGACUCGACAGCCGGCGGCGCAGGCCAAAGCGGCUACGACAAAGCUGUCAAAGCAGGGCAUGCGUCUUCGUCCACCCGCCCGCCGAAGAUGGACGGGUCGGCGAUGGGUGCGGGCAUGCACGGCUUGCAGAGGAGCUUUGAUGCGUUCAAGCUCGACACGAGCGUCGCUGGGGCGUCUAUACUUAUCUCCCUCGCGCUCAUACACACUCGCACGUCAUGCACACACUCUCUCGCCCGCGCUGUACUCUUUGUCGUCCUCGCGCUCUCCCUCUCGCUCCCUCAAGCAGUCUUUGUUGUCGCUCCUGCUUCUCGCGCUCUCGAGCUUUGCGUUAUUCUGCAGGACGCCACUUCCUCAUGUUCUGCUCCACUGGCGCGUGGAACUGCCGGCUUGAAGCUUGAAGGGCUUUGUCUACGUCGCUUGCGCAUCUCUGCAGAACUUCGCUUCUUCUUCUUCUUCUUCUUCUUCUUCUUCUCCUCCUCACCUCUCUCUACUGCUUGCUAUCGAGCAAACGCCCUGCCAACCGCACCACAGCCCACCACCGUUCGCCAACCCGGGCCAGCCCUCGCACGCGCCAUUUUUUGCAGUCUCGCCGCCCUCCUUCCCCUCGUCUACGUUGUGGCAGCCGUCCUGGGCGAGGGAAGCCAGAACUUGGCCGCCCGCGCUCUCGCCUACAUCCCCCGUUAUCUCUACCGCUUCUGCGCCGACACGUUCCAGCCCUUCCUCGAGCUCGGCACUCGCCUCGCCGUCUACCUUACGCAGCACUGGAUCCUCACCGGGUGCCUCAUCAUUUGUGCGGCUCUGGUGCAGACUACAACCGUUGCGACGAUGGCAAUCUGCGCCCAAGUGACUCUGGCCAAUCGCGUCGCAAUCUCUUUUUUCGGAUGCAACGCUCUCGUCCUCUCCUUCGUCGUGCCCAAGGUUAGCCAAGUUGGAGUCCUUGCGGUCAUGUGCACGUUGUGGCUCUUGAAUGAUUGCGCGGCAUUCGCCUGGCACGACAAUACGACCUUACCGACCUACAUUGUCGAAAAAGUUGCGUUGUUUUACGACACGCUCCCGUACUACCACUACCACAAGAAUGCGGCAGUCAAGCCGCUCGACUCGCCAACCCUUUCAAAGGCCGAGGAGGGCCGCCGCCCGCACCAGCAGCAACUGUCGAGCGGCACCUCGCCGUGA